UUUCAUGAAAAAAGUGUGCCUUUGCACAAAAAAGGUUGAAAAACACUGGGAUAUGGUAUGUAACAGAAAUCAAUUAUUUACUUCAAAAGCACACUACAACAAUUACAAUAAUUAUAGUUUGGGAAACAACAUGUGCACAUCUAGUAACCUUCUUCCUCCCCCUGUCAAAAUACUGUCAAUUGUCCACCGUGGUGGGCUCAAAUGAAUGGGAACCAACUACUCAUUCUAAAAAAAAUAUUUUUGAAGAGUUUCAAUGUUUUUUUUUCCUGCUAUUAAUCUAUACAGAGCAAGGAUGUGGCUGUUCCUUAUAAUGAUAUGCUUAAUGCAGCAGGCUGAACAUUCAGAAGGAUCUGUAAGCCAUUUGAAUCCUCAAGAAUUCAUGACGAUUCCUCAAAUUAUUCAGUACUGGGGAUAUUCCAGUGAAGAAUAUGAAGUCCUGACUGAUGAUGGCUAUUAUCUUAAGUUAAACAGAAUUAUUUCCCGAAGACUUUUCCCUCAUCUGACAGGGAGUAAGCCAGUUGUUUUAUUAGUACAUGGUUUGCUGUUUGAAGGGAGAUGUUGGAUUGCAAAUCUUCCCAGCAACAGUCUGGGAUUUUUUCUAUCAGAUGCCGGCUACGAUGUCUGGAUAAUAAAUAUCAGAGGGACCACGUGGUCUAGAAGCCACCAGAAAUUUUCAAUUGACCAGGAAGAAUUCUGGGAAUUCAGUUUUCAUGAAAUGGCUAUAUAUGAUAUCCCAGCAACUAUAGCAUUCAUUCUGCAGAAAACAAAGCAAAAUAGAUUAUAUUACUUUGGCCACGGCCAGGGAGGAACACUAGGAUUUAUUGCCUUUUCACUCCUGCCCCACCUAGCACAAAAAGUGAAACUCUUACUGUGUUUUAGUCCUGCUUACACAUUAAGGGGUAUUACAGGACUUCCCAAAGCACUGGGAAAAAUUCCAGCUGGUCUAAGAAAACUAAUAUGGGGCAAGAAGGAAUAUUACAUUUUAAGUAACAGAUUAAAAACCUUCCUGGCCUAUGGAUGUAGCCAUGCCAUGCUUGAUAAGCUUUGCCUUCAAGGUAUAUUCUUUAUGGGAGGACAUAAUAAAAAAAACCUAAAUACGAGUCGAGCAGAUGUUUAUGUUGGAAUUUUUCCUGAUUUCACAUCUGUUAAAACAUUAUCUCAUUGGGGACAGGUUAUUUAUUCCAAGGAAUUUAAACAUUUUGAUCAUGGCAAAAAGAACAAAGCCAUAUAUAACAGAACAACACCUCUGUUUUAUAAAAUUGAAGAUGUUACAAUACCAGUAGCUGUCUGGAGUGGAGGAAAGGAUAUUGUUGCAACACAAAGAGAUGUUGAAUUAUUGAUUUCUCGAAUCACUUACUUGGUUUUCUAUAAGAAUAUUCCUGACUGGCAACACAUGGAUCCUAUCUUGGGCCUAGAUAUCCCACAACAGCUAUAUAAAGAUAUACGUAAGCUAAUGCAGAAGUAUUAGGCUUAAUUUUAGAGGUGGAACGUAAAAGAAGAAGCAAGAUCUUAAAGCAUUCGUUUAUUUUUUGCCAUGAAUUCUUCAUACCUAAUGUUUAAAUUGUAUUGAAAAAUAUGUUAGAAAUUAACUUUUAAAGUUAAUUAAGCUAUGUUAUACAUGUACUCAAAGUUAUAUGCAUGCAAACAUGCACAUUUCCUAGUCUAAAUAACAUGAAGUUACAGGAUACUUUAGGUUGGC
This is a messenger RNA of Thamnophis elegans (Western terrestrial garter snake), 1699 nucleotides long. RefSeq names its product lipase member M-like. The coding region runs from base 254 to 1468 and encodes 404 amino acids. Gene Ontology annotation, biological process: lipid metabolic process. Gene Ontology annotation, molecular function: hydrolase activity, acting on ester bonds. The transcript has 9 exons. NCBI's taxonomy places the organism in Eukaryota, Metazoa, Chordata, Lepidosauria, Squamata, Natricidae. The record is from RefSeq and is a predicted model, not a curated record.